Ascoidea rubescens DSM 1968 is the source of this 1387-nucleotide messenger RNA. RefSeq names its product ubiquitin-protein ligase peroxin 10 (gene PEX10). Gene Ontology annotation, cellular component: peroxisomal membrane. Gene Ontology annotation, biological process: protein import into peroxisome matrix. The transcript has a single exon. The coding region runs from base 47 to 1141 and encodes 364 amino acids. NCBI's taxonomy places the organism in Eukaryota, Fungi, Ascomycota, Saccharomycetes, Ascoideales, Ascoideaceae. Gene Ontology annotation, molecular function: zinc ion binding. The record is from RefSeq and is a predicted model, not a curated record.
GUUGAAUUGAUAGCAGAAAGCCUUUGCAGCUGUUCUACUCCAGAUAAUGUCUGCUCUCGAGAGGAUCCAUAGAACUCUUACGUUUGCUGAUGCUCCGAGCAUAGUAAGAGCUCACCAGAAGGACUCUUUCUACGAGAACAAUCUAAUCCAGCUAUUGCAAGAUGCACUAAAAAUAGUCAAAAACCAGAGGUUUAUCCAUUUAUACUCAAACGAAAUUGUCAUUUUUGGCAAGUUUCUAUAUCUAAGCUUGACAACCUUAGUUGGCUCUAGAACUCUAGGUGAAGAGUAUGUUGAUUUAAUCUACGUCACAAGAAAGGGCAAGAAGUUACCUAGACUCUUCAGAAGAUUGUCGUUUAUACUAUCUUAUGCCAUUCUUCCUUAUUUGUUAAAACACAUUGCCAAAACUUUGGCCAAAAGAAAUGAUCCACCUAAUUAUGAUGUCAGUAAUGAAAAAGAAAGUGCAAAUUAUCUUAUUAAAAAUUGCAAAUCUUUAUCUUCAUUCAAAAUAUUUUUCAAAUUGUUAUCAUCAAAAAUAUCAUACCAAAAUUUGUUAAGUUUUAUAAUGGAUUCCCACUUGGGUUUCUUUUACAUCUUUGGUUCCUAUUACCAGUUAUCAAAAAGAGUUUUUGGCUUGAGGUAUGCUCUCGGCCACAAAAAGCCAAUUUCCUCAAACAAUGGAAGUUACGAAAUAUUGGGAGGUUUAAUUUUCAUCCAGUCAUUUUUCAAAUCUCUUAAUAAUAUCCUUGAAUUUUUCUCUGAUUACUUCAAGAUCCUAUCUAUAAAAAACGUUCAGAUUACAAAGUCAAAUCAAAACCAAAGCCAAAACUCGGGUUCUGCCCACAGUAACGGUUCAGAAUACAAUCACAGUGAUAAUAUAAUUUAUAACUUGAACAGUGCGAAUGAUCUAUAUGAUUCCCUAAAGUCAGAUCAUGACAUAGAUUUAUCAAAUCCAAAUGUUUUGCCAUACAUACCUACAGACUCCAGGCUGUGCAUGUUAUGUCUAUCACCAAUGAUCAAUCCUUCUUCUGCUCCUUGUGGCCAUUUAUUUUGUUGGACUUGUAUUUUGGAUUGGUCAAAAGAACAAAAUAACUGUCCUUUGUGUAGAACUCCUAUUGAAAGCAAACUCAUUCCUUUAAGAUAGUUUUCCAAACUUUUUGCUUUAUAUUUAUUUUCGCUCAUUUAGGUUUAUUUUUAGCUUUAAUUUUUUUUGAUUUUUGAUUUUCAAUUGGAAGAAUAAAAAUACAAUUAUUUAUUAUAAAAUGCAAUUUUUAAUCUAUGUACUGCUUAGCAUUAUAUACCGACAUGAAAUAAGAUCUUUUUCUUAUUCUUUUUCCCUUUUUUAGUAGAGGUAUGGAUAAUUGGAAUCCCAUUGAUUUCAUUCUUGGAA